Corylus avellana is the source of this 1951-nucleotide messenger RNA. The record is from RefSeq and is a predicted model, not a curated record. NCBI's taxonomy places the organism in Eukaryota, Viridiplantae, Streptophyta, Magnoliopsida, Fagales, Betulaceae.
CAUUAAUUGCAGGAAGAUUCCAGGCAAAGCAAGCAGGGGCAGGGGCUGGCUACGCCAUGUCAGAGUCACAUUUCUCUCUCUCUCUCUUGCUGUCCUGCCGCACAAAGCAACAUUUCAUUUGUGUUGGUUUUAGGGUUUCAGAGAGAUGAAGAGAUGGGCAAUUAUUAGCAAGUGGACGAGGGGUGCAGUGCAGGCUGUGGGAGAGGACUAACAUGACUUUGUCGGUUGUUCUGCAAAGACUCUUUUUUCAUUACUCCGUUUGAUCAGUACUACAUCUCUUCCUUUAUUACAUUGGAUGGGUGGUAGGAAACACAAUACUUCUUUUUUUUCUUCAUUUUUUAGAAGAUCUCACAGUAGGAGUAUAUAUAAUACUGCUGGGCUAGCUGGUGCAAUAUUUACAGUCUGAGUUUGGUUAGAGUCAGGUAAGAGUCUGGUUUGGGGCCCAUCUGAGCUUCAUCUCAGAGAUUUUUUUUUUUUUUUUGCCUUUUACUUUUACUUCCUUUUAUUUUUCUCUUCUUAGUUAGUCUGAGAUUCUGUUUCUAUUAAAUCAUCAAUUCCAUCAUCAGUCAAUUUACUGUUCAAUCACUUGCUUACGUCUUUGGAGGUAGGAUUCAAAUUAGUGACAUGGGUUGGUGGGUUUAGCACCCAAAACGUCAAGAUCAGAAUAAGAAAGAAAGAGAAUAAUUUGGGUCUGCUUAGUGAUUAUCACUUUGAUUAAGUUUAUAUUAUGUUGUUGGAUCAUGAAUUAGGGUUGACAAGAAUACAGGAAGAUCAUCAAUAACUAACAGAGAAGAUCAUAAAGGAAAAAAAAGGCCAGGGGAGGCUAAGAUCAUGGCUUUACAUCAUAAAUCAGAUUUAAUGGAACUCAGAGGCCAAGAUAAUCUUUCUCAUAAAGUUUCUUCAACCACUGUGGGAGAAAGAAGGGAUCAAACUGGUCAUGGUAAAACAAUCUUCAACCCAUCUCCUGCCCUAGACCACCACCAUCAGAAUCAUCAUCAUCUGUAUCAUCAACCAUCAAAUCCAGAAACACACCAAAAUACAGACAAACCCAGAAGAGAUCCAGACCCGAAUCCAGAUCCGGUUCCAGCUCCAAUUGCAGCCUCCGGUGCAACAAUCAUUAUUAAUAGGGCUGCCGCUGCACCAAAGGUUAGAUAUCGAGAGUGUUUGAAGAACCAUGCUGCCAGCAUGGGCGGGCAUGUUGUGGAUGGUUGCGGAGAAUUCAUGUCAGGCGGAGAGGAGGGUACCCCGGAGGCCUUAAAAUGUGCAGCUUGCGAAUGCCACCGGAAUUUUCAUCGGAAAGAAGUCGAGGGUGAUCACUACGUUUCCAACAGAAAUAACAAUAAUAGUGGUAGAGGAGAUCAAAUAGUACCUCCUCGACAAUAUCCUCCCCCGCCCCCGCCGCCUCAUCUCCACCACCACCACCACAAAUUCCCACAUGGUGUAUCUGCGAGCCCGUCAGCUGGGCAUGUUGUGCCGGUGAUGAUGGCCUUCGGAGCGGCAGCCGCGGAGUAUUCUUCGAGCGAAGAUCUCAAUAUGUUUCGAUCUAACGUUGGUGUGCAAACUUCAGAACAAGCACCGGAAUCGAAGAAGCGGUUUCGGACGAGAUUUAGUCGGGAACAGAAAGAUAAGAUGAUGGAAUUUGCUGACAAGUUAGGGUGGAAGAUCCAGAAGCAUGAUGAGCAACAAGUCCACCACUUCUGCUCAGAAGUGGGCGUAAAGAAGCAGGUUUUCAAGGUAUGGAUGCACAACAAUAAACAAACCAUGAAGAACAAGCAAAUUUAAGUGAAUUUUUAGAUUAAAUCAUGUGCACAGCGAUAUACUGGUAUCACUUUACAAAUUUUUUUUUUUUUUUUUUUAGCAAUUUCUCAUGAGUGACGCUAAACCUAAAUUUUAUCUGUAAUAAUUGUUAAUCUCUCAGAAACAUUAAUUGGUAAAAUCAUGUUGUUGGGUU